AAUCGCAAAUGUGAAUUAGAUUUCAAACGUUUAUUGAAAAACACGAAAAUAAAUUUAUUUUGUUAUAAAUAAAUACGAAACAUUAAGGAAAGCAGCAGCUGUUUCAUCAUUACAACUCAAUGAAGAAAAAAUAGUCUAAGGCAAUUUUGUUUUUAGAACUAUUCUGCUUGGAAAGAAGAUAUUUUUUGUAAAGUUUGAUGCACAUUUUGUAAAUUAUUUACAGUAAACGUUAUCAUGGAUUUUACACCUGAGCUAAGCGCUUUUCAGGGAUCUAUUGUGUCUUUAGAUAGCUCUUGCGCCUUUUCAAGAAUUACUGGCAGAGGAGGGAAUGAAAAGAAAAUUGAAGCAGUUAUAAAAAGCUUACAGGAUUUUAUGAAUGAAAAAGGAUUAAACAAUUUCAACUUGGAUAAUAAAAUCAAUGACACAGUGAGAAAAUUUUCCCUCUAUAUUGUGCUUAAUGCAGAUUUGGUUAUCUUACAAGAACUAGUGGAAUUAGAUGAGAUAGGAUCUGUAAUAUGGACUGUGCCAACAAUUCCAGCGUGUUUACUCAGUGAAAUACUGUGGAAACUUAAUAUGGAUAAUUUUAUUUAUGAAAUUAUUGUAUUUUCAUAUCCACAGCUUUCAUUAGAAGUGUCAGAUAUACUAAUUGAAAAUUUCAAAUAUUUUCAUCCAAGGCAGUGUUUCAAUCAACUUAAAACACUUGUUACAGCCUGUUACAGGUUUAUUUGUAGGUUGUUGUUUUUCAAAUUAAAAAAUCAAGAAUUAACACAAGCUGUUAAUAAUUUUCACACAUGUCUAAAAUAUUUUUAUGAACCUCCAAAUGCCAUGAAACUUGAAAUGUUAAAGAGAGAUGAAAAAUAUAAGUAUGUUGGAGAUAAUCUGCAUACAAUGCUCUUGGUGCUAAGUGAAUGUUUUAACCAAUAUACUCAAACUCAGAAGUUAAAACCACCUGAUAUGCAUGAGAUUUAUGAGUUAACUUAUUUGGAAGGAUGCCAUAAUGACACUUGCAAUGAAGUGAAUUUAGAAACAUGUUCAAAUAAAGAUAUAAAAGAAUCAAUAGAUAAUUGCAAUGUAAUGUUGCUUGAUACAUCUAAAGAACUUGUUAUGGAAGUAAGUGUUGAAAUUUACUGCGCCUGGAGUGAAUUUGAGGACAAAAAUAAAAGUAUGCAACAAACCAUCGGUGAACUAUGUUACACUGUAAAAAAUACAUUAAUAAAUAUCAAUUCUAUUUGUGAGCAUCCUGUUAUUAAUAUGAUGGAACAGAUAUGUUUUAAACCAAUUGAAUGUGUAGAUGUUAUCAAUGAUCUCAAUAGUGAUGCCAUUGUUCAGAAUAUUACAAAUAGUGAAGAAAAGGAUAAGUGGAUUAAAGCGUUAUUGCAUAGAGAUAAUAUUUUUGAUGAUAUAAUACUUGUAGAACAAAUUAGUUUCAAUCUAACAGCAUUCAAUAAUGAGGACUGCUGUGAUUUGUUUAAAAGAUGCAAAGAAUAUUUAAGAACAAAUUCUAAUGCUGAAUAUAUACAAACACUCUUAAUUAAAGUGUUUCAACAUUGUAGUGUUGAAGACAAAAUGAAUAUUGUAAAGGAACAUUUUAAUGAUACAGUAUUCAAUGAUGACUUAAUGACAUCACAAUUUAAUAACAUGUUAACAGAAACCUUCAAUAAGCUAACUACAUCAAAAGAUGCUGAUUUAUCAGAUGCAUUGACAAUAUUCUUACAAAGUCCUAGGAAUGUGUACAAUAAAAUAUUCAAUUUAGCAUGUGAAAAUGCCCACCAAACAGAAAUAAUGGUAAGAGUUAUGAAAUUUUUAGGAUCAUUUUCAAAUUACUAUUACAGUGAAGAAAUUGAUUCUUGCGUUAUAACAGUCACAAAAAAGAUGAUGCAAGAUGAUUUUGAAUUUGAGAAAGUACAAAACUUUAUAAAGUUUUUGUGGCAAAUUAAAAAUUGUAAUAUUAUACCAGGGAAAAAAUUAUUUCUUUUAGUUGUCAUGCCUAAUCUUCACUCUGGAAUUGUUAGUAAGAAUAUAAUACAGAUACAUAUGCAAUGUAAACUGCUUGUUGAUGCAUUUUCUUUGGAUGAAAUUGUUGAAUAUAAGACGCCCAUGUUAGCAAUGUUAGCUCAAGUUUUAGAUGCAGUCAGGUGGAAAAUUACAACAUUUACCACUUUGGCACCAUCUACUCUGGAGUUGGCACUACAGCUCCUACUGUCAAUAUUAGAUAGCUAUUCGCAAGAUUUACCUGAUAAUGAGAAGGCAUGGUUGAAAAUGAAAUUAAAAAAUAUAAAUCCAUUGAAUAUGUAUUACUACAGACAUUUAUGGAACCCCCCCGGUGAUACAUUUCUGGAAAUAGUUAUGGGUGUGCACAUACAUAAAGAUAUGGAUGUUGAGCUACUAACAACUAGACUUUCACAGGUAUUACCAUCCACUACACUGCAAGAAUGGCACCAAAUAUGGGAUAAUUUGAAUAUAUUUUCUAAAAAGCAAAUAUUCAAUAUUUACCAUGACUCUUUAUUGCUUAUUGCAAUGGCAGAGAGAAAUUAUCACACUCCAACAACAUGGGCAGGCAUUAUGUAUUGCUUUAAAAACUUUGUCCUCAUAACAAAGUCUAUGUUUUUAAUCGAACCUUUAGAGGAACAACAAGUAUUUGAUGUCAUGCAAAAGUUCAUAUUACUAGAAAAUUUUGUCCAGGAGGAGAAUUUAGAAUCAUUUUGUAAUCUGGUUGUGCCUCUUUUUGCUAAUAUGGCGGAAAAACAAUUAAGUAGUAUAAAUAUGUGGAAGUCCACGUGUGAAAAAGUUAAAAAUAAAAUAUUUUUAGAAAAGAUUACAUUAUUCUUCAAAAACUGUGAAAAGCCAGGGGAACAUUUCAUUUUAAAAUAAACUGAUAUCACUUU
Colias croceus (clouded yellow) is the source of this 2885-nucleotide messenger RNA. RefSeq lists its product as uncharacterized. The coding region runs from base 235 to 2871 and encodes 878 amino acids. The record is from RefSeq and is a predicted model, not a curated record. The transcript is spliced from 5 exons. Lineage: Eukaryota; Metazoa; Arthropoda; Insecta; Lepidoptera; Pieridae.